AUGGACAAAGCCCAUCUUUCGAGUUCUAAUGACAUCAUUAUGACAAGCUCAACAGGACCCUACCAGCCGGAACCCCUGACUCCACCCAGACCCACCCACCACCACUCCUCAUCCUCUUCUUUGUCCUCACCCUCUCCCUCCUCUUCCUCCUCACCCCUCAAGCCCAACCAGGUUGGCCAGGUCAUCCUGUAUGGCGUUCCCAUCGUCUCACUGGUCAUUGAUAACAUUGAGAGACUUUGCCUAGCACAGAUUUCUAACACACUCCUCAAGAACUACAGUUAUAAUGAGAUUCAUAAUCGUCGUGUGGCGCUGGGCAUCACCUGUGUCCAAUGCACUCCGGUUCAGUUGGAGAUCCUCCGUCGGGCCGGUGCCAUGCCCAUCUCGUCACGCCGCUGCGGCAUGAUCACCAAGCGUGAAGCUGAGCGCCUGUGCAAGUCCUUCCUGGGAGAGAACUCGCCACCGAAACUGCCCGACAACUUUGCCUUCGAUGUGACACACGAGUGCGCCUGGGGUUGUCGUGGUAACUUCAUCCCAGCACGCUACAACAGCUCCAGGGCCAAAUGCAUCAAGUGCUCUUUCUGCAAUAUGUAUUUCUCCCCAAAUAAGUUCAUUUUCCAUUCCCACCGCACACCAGACGCCAAGUACACCCAACCUGACGCUGCCAACUUUAACUCCUGGCGACGACAUCUCAAACUCACUGACAAACACCCACCUGAUGAGUUAGUUUACGCAUGGGAGGACGUCAAAGCUAUGUUCAACGGUGGCAGCCGGAAGAGAGCGCUACCCUCUACAGCCCAGUGUUCCUCCAUGGGGCCUAUGAAGACUAUCCCAGGUUCGGUUGUGCCUCACAUGAUGGGACCUGACCUGGGUGCUCAGAAGAGGGCACGCUUUGAAGACGAGGAUGAUCUGGAUGGAGGUAGUCUGUCUCCCCGUAAGACGCCGCGCAGCUACCCUGUCAUCCCCGUCCCAAGCAAGGGCUUCGGCAUGCUGCAGAAGUUCCCUCCCACGUCGCUCUUCCCCUCACCUUACCCAUUCCCAGCAUUUGGCCUCUGCCAGCAGAAAAAAGAGGACAGUGAUGUUUCAGCUGGACAGAAAGGAGCAGGCUUGUCUGGUCUGUUAUGGCCUGGCCGCAAAGACACUUUUUAUCCUCCUUUCUGCAUGUUUUGGCCACCAAGAGCAGCAGGAGGAAUCCCUGUCCCCACCUACCUCCAGCCUCAGCCCAGUGCCCUCUCCUCCCUGGCAGACAACCCUUCUCUCAGGCAGGCCUUUCUGGAUCUCUCAGACCCCAGUGAGCCUGGAGCUGUAGCUGGCAACGGAAAUAGCGUCAGUGUGACCAUGGCCUCUGGCAGUGGGACCGCCACACAAAGAUCUGGGCUGUUUGACCCAGACUGUACAACGGUAACCCCCGACCUUCGCCCUGUGACGUCAGAGGGCUGGCUCAAACUCCUAGACACCCCGACCCUCCAAACCAGGAAGCCAAGCUAUGGCUCGGCCUUCCGCCCCGUCAUCAAGGACGCAGAGAGCAUUGCCAAACUCCACAGCAACAGUGGUGCAACAGAUGAGGACUUUGGGGUGGUGGUUCCAGGGUCAGACCGCCACCAGCGGUUAUCGCCCACUAGCAGCUGUAGUUACGGAAGUGAAAGCGGAGGCGAUGGAGAAGCAGAAGGAGGGGAGAGCGAAGAGGAGGGGGAGGUGGACGUGGAGUCGUCGAAGCAGGAGGAUGAGGAGGAAGAAGGGAGUUUCACAAGCAGGCAGCCACAGACUCAGAGCAACCUGUAUCUACCUCCGCUGAGCGACAGCGCAGGAGAAGAGAGGGGGAAGGAGAGAGGGAGUGGCGUUGUGUAUCCCAGCACCUCCCCUCCCUCCUCCUCGGACCCCAUCCAGCAGGAGUCCCCCAGCCUGCCUGCUUCCCCUCCAGCCAGCCUGCCUCUCUCCAGCUCCAACCCACCUCACCGAGAGGACCCAGCUUACAAAAACAUUCACAAAAACAGAGACGAAGGACUACCUGCAUACGCAACCAAAGACAACUCCAGCAUUUCUGAUGAAAACAAAGAGCAGAAUAGUUUCUUUGCACCAGAGAGUGAGACGACAGCGCCGGACUACUGGAGGGAGAGUUCAGGGGAUCCAAACCAAGGUGCUGCUUCUCCUGUCCCACUGAAGAAGGACGUGGAGAACAUGGAAAAAGAGGAGCUCCAGAAGGUUCUGCUGGAGCAGAUCGACUUCAGGAGGAGACUGGAGCAGGAGUUUCAUGCUCUGAAGGGCACCUCACCGUUUCCUGUCUUCCAUAAUUUUCAAGACCAGAUGAAACGAGAGCUCGCCUACAGAGAGGAGAUGGUCCAACAGUUACAGAUGAUUCCCUACGCAAACAUCAUCAGAAAAGAAAAGAUCAGCUCACAUCUCAACAAGUAGCUAAAAGG
Molecule: messenger RNA, 2417 nt
Organism: Lates calcarifer (barramundi perch)
Lineage: Eukaryota; Metazoa; Chordata; Actinopteri; Centropomidae
Gene: skor2
Product: SKI family transcriptional corepressor 2
Biological process (GO): negative regulation of transcription by RNA polymerase II; negative regulation of BMP signaling pathway
Cellular component (GO): transcription regulator complex; nucleus
Molecular function (GO): DNA-binding transcription factor activity, RNA polymerase II-specific; RNA polymerase II cis-regulatory region sequence-specific DNA binding; SMAD binding
Source: RefSeq, a predicted model, not a curated record